CAGGGCUGGCCACCACAUCCUGGACCAGCCUCUACUCCACCUACCUUUUCCCCUGUUCACAGUUGAGGCUGGGCAGCCCAGGACAGAGCUGAAGACCCACCAUGGACCUCACAGUCACUUUCUUCAUCUCCACUGGGCUGUGUCUGCACUGGGCAGUGAAGGCACAGAUGGACACCGUUCCCAGGCCCACUCUCUGCGCUGUCUCAAGUUCUGUGGUCCGCAAGGGAGCAGAUGUGACCCUUAGGUGCCAGGGCCACCUGGGGAGUGACAGAUUCCAGCUCUGGAAGGAUGGAGAGCUCAGAGAUGAGAGAAAUGCAUCCUGGAAGAAGGCAGAGUUCUUGCUCAGGAAUGUGGAUGAGUGGAGAGAUGCAAGAAGCUACAGCUGCCGCUCUGGACAGGGGCCAUGGUGGUCAGAGUUCAGUGAAGCCCUGGCCCUGGUGGUGACAGGAGCCCUCCCCAAACCCUCCAUUUCAGCCUCACAUAGCUCUGUAAUACUCCCAGGGACAACAGUGACCAUCAGAUGCCAAAUAUCACCACAGGCUCCCUCUCAGGACUACAGUUUUGCUCUACUGGACGCAAUGAGCCUGGAGCCCUUCCAGCGACAGAGCCCUCCAGGGACCCAAGCUAAUUUCUCAUUUCUGUCUGUGAGGCCUGAGGAUGCAGGGAGCUACAGCUGUAUUUACCACAGGAAGACAGCCCCCCACAGGGGGUCACAUCUCAGUGAGACUCUGGAGCUGAUUGUGCCUGGACUACUCCCCAAGCCCACCCUCUGGGCCAAACCUAGCCUCGUGGUGGCCCCAGGGGCCAACGUCACUCUCCAGUGCUCAAGGCCCAAGCUGUCUUCCCUUAAAGAUGUGACUUUCACUCUGUGGAAGGCUGGGACCCAGAUGCCUUUACAGCAGCAGACCUCAGUAGAUCUCUGGACUAGCUUCCUGCUCCCAUCUGUGAGACCUGAGGAUACUGGGUGCUAUAGCUGUACCUACAGAGAAAGGACAAUGCUUACUAGAAGAUCAAAGAACAGUGAUGCCCUGGAGCUGGUGGUGCCAGAUGCACUUCCCAAGCCUUCCAUCUCAGCCUUGCCUGGCCCAGAGGUGGCCUCAGGAGCCAAUGUGACACUCCUCUGCUGGGGACCCUCAUGGACCACUAGGAUUGUCCUGUACAAGGAGGGCCAUGAGAACAUCUUACAGAGCAUGGCUAUCGAUCAAGAUGGAGCCCAGUUCUUCCUGACUCGUGUGACUUCCAAGGACUCUGGAAACUAUAGCUGUGGCUACCAGCUUCUCAUCAAUGGAAGUCUCAGGACACAACACAGUGACCCACUGCAGCUGAAUGUGACAGGUUCAGAGCCCAGUAAUACCCUCAUUAUCACCCUCAGCUGUGUUUCUUUCCUCCUCUGCCUUCUCUUGCUGGCAAUGCUCUGCCAAGGAUCCAUUCCUAUGGGGUCUUUACAAGGAGAAAGCCUUAGGAGGGGUCUUUGUUGUCCUUGUCUUUCUUGGAGUACCUGCCUGCCACAUCAUCCUGAGGUCCCCAUAGAGGAGACCCUGUAUACAGAAGUGGCCAAGAAGAGAACAAGAGAACCAUUGGUCCCCAUGGCUGAAGACCCCCAGGGAAUUACCUAUGCUCAGCUGAACAGAAGAACCUUGAAUGAGAGGAAAACUGAUCACACAAAGACACCACCAGAGCCCACCAUCUUUUCCUCUCUGACCAGGGACUGAGGAUUUGGGCACCUUGCACAGAAAAAAUUCUCUCCCAUCCUCUCCUCUCCCAUCUCUUCUCCUCUCUCUCAUCCCUAUUUCAUCUGUUUUUCUAGUACAUCCUCCCCAGGUUUCCACCAUCCCAUCAUGAUAUGCCAUGAUGCCUAUUUGGGUUUCCAUUUCUAGAUUUGUGCAAAGCAAGUGCAUCCAUCUAUGAUAAUGAGAAACAUACAAGAUAUAUACAAAGUAAAAAGGGGACAAUCAUCUCAAAGGGCAAGUCACUAGCAGCAGUGGGGACCAGACAAGGCCUUCUGAAUUAGUCUGCAUUGGAGCUAAGUUUUAAAGGAAUCCAGGCAAACUAAAAGGCAGAUUACAGGAAAGAUAACGUGCCAGGCAUAAGGGGACAGCCACCGCAAAGGCAUGGAGUUAGGAGACUAUUGUGUACAAGGACAAAAAGUAUUAGCCAUUGUAGCUGGUUCAUAGAAUGAGUAGAGGGAAAUGAAGUGUAAAGAGAUUGGAUAAGGAGGAAACCACUGAGGCUCACUGCCUUACUGCUAUCCUCUCUUCUUCCCUCAGAUUAAUCCCCUCUAUCCAGUCUGGUGCCAAGCCUGUGUUUUCCAUCUCCAUAACAUCUCUUGUAUAUGUCCCUUUCUCUCCAAUCACAUAGCUCCUACCCUGGGGCUCACUUCACAUGUGCGCUAUUACGAUUGUGUGCUGGUGGGUCUGCCUGCCACCAGUCUCUCCCUCUGCACUCCACUGUCCAUUCAGUCAGCAACUUGAUGUUUUUAAAGUGCAGGUCUGACUAUGUCAGCCCCCUAGUCAACAAAUUGCAUUUGUUUCCUACAGACUCUAGGACUAAAUAUGAAAUCUACUGUCAUUCCAAACCCUUCAUGACCUCCCCCCAUGACCUUUUAACAUUUUUUACACCUUAUGUCCUCUCACACUCUCUUGGUGCAGGUGCCCUUUGGAUCUUUUACUGGAAUUCAUGUGGUUCAGUCUACCCUCCAACCAUUAGUUCAGAUAUUAGUACUUGAGAGGACAAUUAAUAUCACUUUUAUCUACUUGCAUGUGACAAAAAUCUACAUGAGGACUCCCAAACCAAUCCAUAUCAGCUGUUUUUAUUCCUUAAUUAUAUUAUAUGUUGUUUUUUCCUAGAUAAUUUUCAAGAAUGAGAGCAGGAAUUGUUGUAUUUUAUGUCUUUGUAUCUUACAGACUAGCCCAGUAACUGGUAAGGACUUGACAUUUAAUAAAUGUAUGAUUGAUA
This is a messenger RNA of Phascolarctos cinereus (koala), 2955 nucleotides long. Its product is annotated as immunoglobulin superfamily member 1-like. NCBI's taxonomy places the organism in Eukaryota, Metazoa, Chordata, Mammalia, Diprotodontia, Phascolarctidae. Gene Ontology annotation, biological process: immune response-regulating signaling pathway. The record is from RefSeq and is a predicted model, not a curated record. Gene Ontology annotation, cellular component: plasma membrane.